GUGCCCUGGUCGGCAGCGCCCGUCUCCUCGGACAUGACGCUCCUGCCAACCUUGCUCCUGGCCUUGGGCCUGUCCCAGGCGCAGACCAACAACACCAGGAUUGAAAAGCAGGAAAACAGGUUGAGUUGUCACCGUUGUGAGUUGGAGAACGAUUUCGAUUGUGAGAACGCUGUGAACUGUGACGAGGACGAUCGCUACUGCGUUAUUGCUGCCAUCAAAAUAUUGCCACGUUUCUUCUACGUGUCCAAGCAGUGCACCAGGUUCUGCCCGAUGGUUGAAAUACCAGGCCAGCCAGAGGUCAAACAGUUUAUCUUGCUAGAACCUACGCCCUUCGUGUUCGUAAAAUGCUGUGACGAGAGUUUAUGCAAUGACGAGGUGCCUGAUGUCGACGAGACAUGGUUCCGAGAGUUCACCACAGGCGCCUAUGAGCAGAGCCACCAGGAGAGUGGGCAACCCAGUCGGUCUGUGCUGUUGCCUGGACACAAACCCAAGAUGACUGCCAGCGGUCACCUGCACGUGAGGCCCCAGGCCUUCAGCAAGCUCGGGAGCUGA
Molecule: messenger RNA, 552 nt
Organism: Ochotona princeps (American pika)
Lineage: Eukaryota; Metazoa; Chordata; Mammalia; Lagomorpha; Ochotonidae
Gene: LY6K
Product: lymphocyte antigen 6 family member K
Exons: 4
Coding region: 34-552 (172 amino acids)
Biological process (GO): binding of sperm to zona pellucida
Cellular component (GO): acrosomal vesicle
Source: RefSeq, a predicted model, not a curated record